This is a messenger RNA of Microcebus murinus (gray mouse lemur), 4392 nucleotides long. Lineage: Eukaryota; Metazoa; Chordata; Mammalia; Primates; Cheirogaleidae. The record is from RefSeq and is a predicted model, not a curated record.
AUUUUAAGGUUUCAAAAGGUACCCUUUCCCCCCGCCCCCCACAGGUCUGAGUUUCCAGUGUGACCAUCUUCCAAAAUACCAUACCUUCUUCUCAAUGUACCUAUCAUGAAUGUCUCAUAUUUCACUAAUCCCUUGAAGUCACAUUUUCCUUAAAUGCCUGAAUAAAAAGACAGACCUAUAAUAUAAUUUGAUUAUAUGUAAGGAUUUAAUCAUUUACCAGGUGUCCAGAGAUUUCCUGGGAUAUGUAUCUGAUCCAAAAUUUUUCCUUGUUUUCACUUUCCACCUCCACUUCUGGUUUGGACUAUAAAUUACUGUAUAUGGCCAUCCUGCUGCUAAUAAUAAAAUUUGAAAUUAAAAUAAUUAGGUACUACAUCUAGCAACACUGCAGCCAAAGUAAUCCUGAUCUUUUUCUAAAAACCUAAGCCAAACCAUAUCAUUCCUCUGCUCAAAACCCUCAGUGACUCUAUCUCCUUCUGGGUAAAAGCCAAAUUCCUUAAAAUGUUCUAUAGUGCUACAUGAUCUGACUUCCUUUUAACUUUCUAGCAUCAUCCCUGUAAUAGUCUCUACUUCCAUCAUUUGGCUCAGUCACAGAGUUAUUUAUCACAUGUUUCCCAGAACAUGUGAAGUCCACUCCCUCCUUGAACUCUAGUAAAUAUUGCAACCCAUCUCUCUGGCCUCCUAGCUGUUAAUACACUGCACACAUAUUUAUUUUGAUGUAUAACUCCCCACACUAGAAUUUUAACUUCAGUAGGGCGGGAGUCAUAUCUAGCUUUCAUGACUGUAUUCUUAGCAACUAGAAAGGUACCUGGCUCAUAAUUUGUGCUCAGUAUUUAUUGUCUAAUUAUUUAUUUGCCACAGAUGCAGAAUCUCAAACAAAUCAGUUUGUAUAAAAUAUUAGAUGUCAUCAAAAUCGUUUCUAGGACUUCACAGAUGGAAAAAAUAAGGCCUAGAGUGGUCACAAAGCUAUUUUCACCAAAAGUAGAAUUAAAAAAAAACAGCUCUGAUUUUCUCAAUGAUUCAGCAGAGUGGAGUGCAAGUUAUUCCUAACUUUGUAUUUAAACUAAUAGCUGCCUAAAGCUCUUUCCAAUUUAAAAUAUUUACAGGUUACUAGCCUGUUGUCUUUUCUUUUAACAGAAUUAUUCAUUCAUAAUGUGAACAUUCACUCUUAACUUCCAUUACAUUUUCUUAACAUUGUUAUUUAUUCAGCAAAUAUUUUAAUAACUGUCAUAUAUAAAACAUUUGCAGUACAGUGGGUAUUUCAAAGAUGAACGUCAGCUUUAUGAUUACAGUUUCAUGAUACUUACACACUAAAUCAGACACUUCUUAUGUGCCACCUUAGAUCCUUUCAGUGCCACUUGUGUUCUGGGAAGAUGGCCCUUGCUUCUGCUCCAGCCACUGGGACAACAACUGAGUAAUCUCAUAUGUGCAGUUUCCUAUGUGCAGUGCCCAAGAGCGUCACACAUCAGGUCUUUGCUGUGUUUCUUUCAUGUCCUCUGUAGGGCUUCAUAGUUGUCACUAAAGCAUGUGAUGAUGCAUUGGAGCCCUGUCAGCACCCAUAGGUAUGUGUCCCAUUUGUGCAGGAAGAUGGUGCACCAUUGGAUGAACCUUAGACCAGGGAGAAACAGGAGGUAGCCUAUGAUUUUGUCCUCCUAGAAGGAGUUUAUUUGACCAUUUUGAAGAUAGUUCUUCAAAAUUGAGUGAACAAUUACAUCUGACACCAUCAGUAAUGCACUAUGACAUUGGCUCUGCCUCCUUUCCUGGCUCAUCCCCCUUUUCCCUCGCUCCUGAUUCUCAGGGGGUCAUAGUCCUUAACAACAUUGUGGGAAAGGUUCUUUCUGGGAAAGGCUGAGACAUUAUAAGAACCUUAAAACCUAGUAAGAGAAAGUAUAUUCAGGCAUACAUAGCUACUGCAAAGUCCCAUGUAACUUAUCGUAAUAAACACAUACCAAAGACUACACAAGUUCAGAGGAAAGAGAGCUCUUUGUUGACUGAAAUGAAAAAAAAAUUGUUAAAAAUAUAAAUUUUAUUGUGUUCGAUGCUAAGCAAAAUUUUUUUAGAGACAGAAAGUUAAACCCAACAAAAUAUAUAGUGCUAGUAAUGGUCAUGGCAUGUCCAAAUAGAGCAUGGAGUACAUUUAUAAAUACUGAGGGUGUGUGUGUAUUUGUGUGUGUAUGUUGGAGAAAAAUGUUGAAAUCGUCUUCUGAAAGCUGCUUUCUUGAAAAUAAUUCUAAUGGAUUAUUGAUCUUUUGAAAUUUGUGGUUAAUAAAACCAAAUUACCAGCCUGACUCUGAAAGUAUUGUCUACUAAAACGGGGAUUACAGCAUUUUUCAAGAACACAAGUGACCGUACUUUAGAGAAAUAAUGUGGCAAUGCUGUUGUGUAUGUUUACAGAUUUAUUCAAUCCCCAGUCUGGCAAUGGCUAAGAUUAUUGUGACCUCUGUGGGCUGAAGAGGGAUAAUUUUAAAAUGUAGUUUGACCUGUGGAAAGAAAGUUAGGAUGCUGACAUUCAGAAAGCAUGGUUCUAAAUCACCUGUUCACUUCGUUUACAACACUCAAUUAUAUAUUCAGUGCUUCAGAUAGUUUUAGAAAAAAGGAAAGUAAAAAUUAGCAAACCUGACAGCCACUAAGUCAGAUAGGCCUACUAUAAUGAAUGCUAAUCAAAACUGAUUGCCACUAUUGUAUCUUUUAGUGUGUGACAAACCUAAAUCAAGAAUUGAUUUUAAUGAAUCUGAGGUCUAAUGAAUGAAUCACUCUACUUGGAGAUCAGCCUUGAGUAGAAUUUGACUGAAGAUGUUUCAACAGUGUUGUCUCUGGAAAUCUUUAGCUUCAGGGAUCAUCAUUGGCUCUCUUUUCACAAUCUGCUUGGGCCAGUACGACGAUGACUGGCAAUAUGAGGAUUGCAAACUAGCUAGGGGAGGACCACCAGCUACCAUAGUUGCUAUUGAUGAAGAGAGUCGGAAUGGUACAAUUCUGGUGGACAACAUGUUGAUCAAAGGGACUGCUGGAGGACCAGACCCCACCAUAGAACUCUCUUUAAAGGACAACGUGGAUUACUGGGUGUUGUUGGAUCCUGUUAAACAAAUGCUUUUCCUGAACAGCACGGGCAGAGUUCUGGAUAGAGAUCCACCGAUGAACAUACACUCCAUUGUGGUGCAAGUCCAGUGUAUCAACAAAAAAGUGGGCACUGUCAUCUACCAUGAAGUGCGAAUCGUGGUGAGAGACAGGAAUGACAAUUCACCCACGUUCAAGCAUGAAAGCUACUAUGCCACAGUAAAUGAGCUCACUCCAGUUGGCACCACAAUAUUUACAGGAUUUUCAGGAGACAAUGGAGCUACAGACAUAGAUGAUGGCCCAAAUGGACAGAUAGAAUAUGUUAUUCAAUACAAUCCAGAUGAUCCGACAUCCAAUGACACCUUUGAAAUCCCCCUAAUGUUGACUGGAAAUGUGGUGUUAAGGAAGAGGCUCAACUAUGAAGAUAAAACUCGCUACUUUGUCAUCAUCCAAGCUAAUGACCGUGCACAAAACCUGAACGAAAGGCGGACCACUACCACCACCCUCACAGUGGAUAUUCUGGAUGGAGAUGACUUGGGUCCAAUGUUUCUUCCGUGUGUCCUUGUGCCAAACACUCGUGAUUGUCGUCCACUCACUUACCAAGCUGCCAUACCUGAGUUGAGAACUCCGGAAGAACUGAACCCCAUUAUUGUUACCCCACCGAUCCAAGCCAUUGAUCAAGACCGGAAUAUACAACCACCAUCAGAUAGGCCAGGAAUCCUCUAUUCCAUCCUUGUUGGGACUCCUGAGGAUUACCCACGAUUUUUCCAUAUGCAUCCUAGGACUGCAGAACUUAGUCUCCUGGAACCAGUAAACAGAGACUUUCACCAGAAAUUUGAUUUGGUUAUUAAGGCUGAACAGGACAAUGGCCAUCCUCUUCCUGCCUUUGCCAGUCUACACAUUGAAAUACUGGAUGAAAACAAUCAAAGCCCGUACUUCACAAUGUCCAGUUAUCAAGGCUAUAUUCUGGAAUCUGCCCCUGUGGGAGCAACCAUUUCUGACAGUUUAAAUUUGACCAGUCCUCUAAGAAUAGUAGCUCUGGACAAAGACAUAGAAGAUGUAAGUUAAGUAUAUAUAUUUUGUUCUUGUUUGUUUAGUACAUCUGUUGUUAUAUUUAUUUUAAUAGGACAUAUUUCAAAGAUAUGGCUAUAUGAACUGUAUUACAGAGAACAAUAUCAGUAUAAAUGAGUUUUAGUGUUAUAAUUCAAUUUCAAAGCAAGGAUAUUUCAAGAUAUGUAUUUAAUAACUCUUUUUUCAGUUUACAGAUAUUCAGUAUAUGAAAGAAAAAGAAUGUUUCACUUGAUGUUUGCUAAAUCAGCAGGGCAACAUUUUUUAUUAACA